Messenger RNA from Fusarium redolens, 2708 nucleotides. RefSeq lists its product as uncharacterized. Gene Ontology annotation, biological process: anatomical structure morphogenesis; cell differentiation; negative regulation of transcription by RNA polymerase II. Bases 415 to 2433 code for a protein of 672 amino acids. NCBI's taxonomy places the organism in Eukaryota, Fungi, Ascomycota, Sordariomycetes, Hypocreales, Nectriaceae. Gene Ontology annotation, molecular function: DNA-binding transcription factor activity, RNA polymerase II-specific; RNA polymerase II cis-regulatory region sequence-specific DNA binding. The transcript is spliced from 2 exons. The record is from RefSeq and is a predicted model, not a curated record.
AAAGAAAGAAAGAAAGAAAGAAAGGAAAAGAAGAGACAGUGUUACUGGUGCAAGCAGUUUCAUUGUUCUUUGGAGGCUACUGAAUGGGCUACCGUUAAACACACAAAGACACGGCCCUGCACAGACAGGCAGUGGUCCAACACUGCGAGAAUAAUCCCAUCUUCUUUCAGUCAAGAAAGGGAAAGAAGAAGAGAAGAGAAGAGUCUAUUCUGAGGAACGAAUAGGCCAUAAUAACACACGAUCAUUGAUUAUAUCUUUAUUUCCUAUAUCUACCUCAUCAAGAAGUUGCGUCUCCUCAGCUCAUCUCUCGGCCUCAAUUUCAACGGCACCGAGACCAGGGUACAGGGUCUACCACUUCCCGUUCGUUUGCCUGUCAGAGGAAGCAAAGGAAAGCAGAAAGAGAAUCAAGCAAAAAUGACACAAGUCAUCUCUUUGGUUACGCCCUCCCAGGCUAUGACCCCGGCCCACUCACCCAUGGAUUCUGAUGACUACGAUAGGCCCCGAGCCUUUCGUGCACUCCCCGACACUCCAGACUCUCCUAGUCCUCGCACUGCUGGCUUGGGUAGAAAACGUGCCGCUCCCAUCAACCCUUCUGACGCUAGCUAUGGUAGACUUGAGAGACUCAAACUGAGUACGCCCAGCAGUAUGGCAAGCAAUGAAACUACAAGAGAUAUUUGUCUCUGCACUCCGGCGCCCAAGAUUCCACGACCUCGAAAUGCUUUCAUACUGUAUCGCCAACAUCACCAAGCACAAGUUGUCGCUCGGAACCCAAACCUGUCCAAUCCUGACAUAUCCAAGAUUAUUGGAGAACAGUGGAAGGACGAACCUCAAGAAGUCAAAGACAACUGGAAGGCACUGGCAGAUGAGGAAAAGCAACGCCAUCAGCAACAGUAUCCUGACUAUCGCUAUCAGCCAAGACGUGGAAACAAGUCGCAAGGCCUCCGAUCAGGGUCUAUCUCCGCUGAUGACUCUGGAAGAUGCUUAAAGUGCAACCUCCGGUGCAUUGCAACCCCCUCAACCCCUGCUACACCGUUUCCUACCCCAACAGCAAGUGAAGGCAGACCUCCCCCGUACCCAUACACGCCGACCUUGCGUGAUUCAGAAGCAGCUCGUCGUGGAAGUUUUGGCAACCUCGCUAUGAGGCAACAACAGCCUUUAAAGCGGUCUCCUUAUCGAGAAGUGGAGGAAUACGGUCCUGAGUCGCCAGAAAUGAAGAGACGCCGCUACAACACUACUGCCGGCUAUCACCCAAUAUCAUCCCCGGGGCAGGGGGGACGGGUGUUGUCCCUAGGAGCGGCUCCCCAGAGACCGUACCCUGUCACACCUCUGCCCGAGCCGUACUUUACUAGAUCAAAGUCAGGACCGAUGCCUCCCCCACCGCGACCAACAGCGGGAGGACCCUGGCCUGACCAGGAACAUCGAGGCCGGCACCCUUCCUAUGAUGAUGAGUCCCUCAGACUCCCUCCGCUGCAGACUCAAACUUCCAUGUCUCCUACAAAUACGCCAGAGGUCGAUAUUCGACAGCUCCAGACUCCAGUCACGGGUCUUGGAAUAUCGAAUGCUCACGACCCUCAAGCUAGAAGCGUUGAGGCUAUGGUUAUGUCUAUUCCGUUCACCCGAAAGCUAUCUGUGCUCUCUAAGAUAAAUCACACUCCGAUCAGCUCUCUAGGUUCUGGAACCUUAUCUCUCGAGAAAGUCGAGAACAGGGGGGCUGUCAUUGCCGUUGAGGGACCGAAGCCAAGAAUAUUGAAGCAGGUUGGCUUACUGGUUGAGCGAGCGCUUUCGACUUCUAGCGAAGUCGCACUCAAGACAUGGGGGCAGAUGGCGGAAGACGAUGUCAGCAGCAACGGAAGUGGCUCACAGAACAACGAAGAGCCUCCAGACCCCAAGGCCAGCCUCGUAUCAUGUUUCGAAACGAUGAUUCAAUGGCACCAGAAAUCACGAGAGAUGGUAAAGCACAUUACCACCCAACCCGAGUCAUUGCGUGGUUCACAGUGGGAGAGGGAUUCAGAUUCACCGAUUUCCCGACGUGGUUCUAUUGAAGAAGAUAACACCUCCCGAUCAUCGCGGGAUGACAACGGGAGUUCAAAGAUACCGGUUGCCCUUAUUAAGGAAGGAUUCAGCCUUACUCAUUCAGACUCAUUCGCCUGCACGAUACCCAUUGCGGACGCCUAUGCACCGAUCGACCAUUGGCAGUGGAUGGCCACUCUCUGGCGCGGUACCAUCAAUCCUGACCUUGUUGUCUACGUGAAACCAAGUCUAGAGGACGAGAUCGCGAAGUGCGGAACGGUCGAUUCCUACAAGGGGCUUAUGGUUGUCCGUGUUGCAGUGGGUAAAGACUUGGACGAUGCAACCGAACGACGAAUUGUUUUUGAAGUCAUUGAAUGGGUACGGGGAGGGAGCUUCAGAGAGAAAGCGGACAAGACGCGAUGAGAUGAUGGAAAUACCAUAAAUCCUUUUUCUCUUUUGGAAGUGGGCGAUGAAAAGGAUAUUGUCAAGAUUACACCUGGAUCUGAGGAAACUUUUUACAACACAGCAUAUCUGGUGGGUUGUUUAUUUGGAGGAAACAUGUGUUGGUUCAGUUGAUAUCACAUUCCUGUUAACAGGAGUAAACAUGUAAAGUUUAGUAGGUAGGAGUCCAUGGCGUCAAUACUCUCAAAUCUGUUUGUUUGUUUACAUAUAUUUCCAAUGAUGAGCGUAGUUUGAGC